AUGCGUUCGGUUGGUGGUGUCAUUAGCGAAAUUUCGUUCAAGUUCUUCAUACAGUUCUUAUUUUACACGUUUCUGUUUACAACCUUUAAUGUUGUAGUGCUAUCUAUAUUUGUUGCUGAGCAUCGGAAAAAUUCUGGAUACCUCGAAGUGCAGUGGCUAGUGGCAUUGGCAUUAUGCGGUCUAUUUUUCUUCUUUUCUCUAGGAAUGCUAGCCAGUUCUCUCCACCUCGCAUGGCUCAAUAUUUCGACUAUCGAGAGCCUCACCCGUCACACCAAAGUCUGGACACUAGCAAUCUUGAUUCCCCGCCCAAAAGAUUUCCAUGAGUCGCAAGCAAAUCGAGAUAACCCAAUUCCUGUCGUCAUAUACCCAAGCACGGUUAUGCCAUCGUCGUCGUCCAGUUCAUCCGGGACCGCUCCUCCCCGUGAAUUUGCGAUUCUCUCCACAGAGCCAGGGGAAAACCCUUUUGACAUAGGUACCCCCCUGGAAAACCUGAAAGAAAUCAUGGGCUACAGCCUAUUCGAUUGGCUACUGCCAAUCAAGCCCAGCCCCUGUGCAGACCAUAGCAGACAAGAGAGCGCGUAUCGGUUUGGCCCCGUCGUGCAGCGGCUGAAAAGAAAAGCCGGCUUGGAGAGUUUUUGA
Messenger RNA from Uncinocarpus reesii 1704, 639 nucleotides. RefSeq lists its product as uncharacterized. The coding region runs from base 1 to 639 and encodes 212 amino acids. NCBI's taxonomy places the organism in Eukaryota, Fungi, Ascomycota, Eurotiomycetes, Onygenales, Onygenaceae. The transcript has 4 exons. The record is from RefSeq and is a predicted model, not a curated record.